AGGAGAAUGGACUCUGAGGGACCAAGAGACAUUUUGAGGAAGUAACUCUACAGAGGGGAAGAUGUGGGGCAGUUGUGCAAACCAACCUUUUUUUUUUUCUCACCUUUGCGAAAUUGUGGACAUCACGCCUGCGAGAGAACAGAGAGAUAUGAAGGUGUUGGUGGUUGGGUGACUUUUUUUUCACUUCAGUGCUGUCUCUUUUCUUGUGCAGCAGAGCAUAGUACAGCACAGCGUCCUGUCAGGAGGUAUGCCUGUAUGCCUCCUUGUUCACUGGCUGAGGUGGAGGAAGGAAGGAGAGAAAGUACCAAACAGAGGUGUAUUUUAAGCCACUGUUUGCAUGUGGGAAGUGAAACUUUAGCGCUAGUUUUUAGUUUUUCUCCUUGACCUCAUCUUUUCAUACACCUCAUUUUCUGUCGCCACUGUUUCGACCACCACGCUCUGCCCCACCGGCUUGGACACAGCAUGGACUGCCCGGCCGCUGGUGAACGGAGGUCCGGUGUGAGACAUGUUGCCUCUGAGAGAAGAGAAAAAGCUGCCUGUUUCCAGACCAAGAACGGUGAUGAAGAGGCCUGUGUGGCGGUGAAAAUUGAACACUCCAGAGCUCUAGGCAGUAGCCCAGCGUGCGAGCGCAACAACCCACCCAGCGUGCAGGCGUGUCUGAAUCGGGCAAGCGGUGGAACGACUGACAAGAGCAAGGGAGGAGUCAAUGGAAGAGGCCCUGGCAGCAGGCCUCGGCUGCAGUCUAAACCACAAGUGCCUCCAAAGCCACUGCAUCUUCAGAGUCCGGUGACGGAGCUCUCGUCCCCGCUGGGCCGCAUCCAGAGACCACAGUUAAGACCAGGCAUGGAAGAGGGAGGUGGAGGAGGGGGAGGAGGAGGAGGAGUAGGAAGAGGGGCUGUGAACCGGGAGAGACCCAGGGAGAAACACUCCAAAGUGUCAGACCUGAUCAGCCGCUUUGAGGAGAACAGCAACGUAGAGCACAAGAGAGACAGCUCGCCGCUCAAGCAAGCCAUCAGCAAGUCGAACAACUGCAGCCCAGCCCACCACCCUCAACCGAGGCAGACGGAGAGCGACAGGAAUAGGGAGAACCACUCCUCCGCACCGGCCGCCCAACACAAGGAUGAUCACACACCGGCGGCCAACGGGGUGCUAGCGCAGAUGGAGCAGGACAAGGAGAAGGAGGACAAAGAGGAGAAUGGAAGUGUGAGGAUAGAGACUGCCGGGCUGGUAAACGGAGAUAUGGGGGACGGGAGAACAGAGCAGGAUGAGGAUCAUUCACCUCCACAGAUGGACAGGACUGACACAGAGAGCCACACUAAGAAUGAGGACAGUGGGACUACAACAGAAAGUGAGCACAGGAAUGAAGAAGGGAGCGCAGACCAUAAGGAGACGAAUGAACAGAAGCUGUUUAAGAUUGCCAGCGAGCUCUUGCAGACAGAGAAGGCCUAUGUAGCAAGACUUAACUUGCUGGACCAGGUAUUCUGUGCUAAGCUGAUGGAGGAGGCUAAUAAGGGAACUUUCCCUGUGGAUGUAGUGAAGAACAUCUUCUCCAACAUCGUCUCCAUCCACGCCUUUCACAGCCAGUUCCUGCUUCCAGAUCUGGAGAAGCGCAUGGGAGAAUGGUCGUCCACACCUCGCAUCGGGGACAUCCUGCAGAAACUAACACCCUUCCUCAAGAUGUACGCAGAGUAUGUGAAGAAUUUCGACAAGGCCAUGGAGCUGCUCAAACAGUGGACUGACCGUUCGCCACAAUUCAAGGCCAUCAUUCAGGAGAUACAGAGUCAAGAGGUCUGCGGCUGCCUGACGCUUCAACAUCACAUGUUAGAGCCCGUGCAGAGGGUCCCCCGGUAUGAGAUGUUGCUCAAAGACUAUCUGAAGAAGCUGCCUCAGGACGACCCCGACCGACGAGAUGCAGAAAAAUCAUUAGAAAUCAUUGCCAUGGCAGCUACUCACUCCAACAGCGCCAUACGAAAAUCUGAGAAUCUGAAGAAACUGUUGGAGAUAUACGAGAUGCUGGGUGAGGAGGAGGACAUCGUUCACCCCUCUAACGAGUUCAUCAAAGAGGGCCACAUCCUGAAGCUGGCAGCCAGGAACACCUCGGCCAUGGAGAGAUACCUCUUCCUGUUCAACAACAUGCUGUUGUACUGCGUGCCCAAAUUUAGCCUGGGAGGCCCUAAGUACACGGUGAGGACGCGGAUCGGCAUCGACGGCAUGAAGGUCCUGGAAACAACCAAUGAGGACUACCCUCAUACCUUCCAGGUGUCAGGGAAGGAGAGGAUGCUAGAGCUACAGGCCAGCUCAGAGCAAGACAAGGCAGACUGGAUUAAGGCUUUCCAGGAGACCAUUGAGAUCUUCCAGCAGAAAAACGAGUCAUUCAAGAACGCAUUAAAAGACGUGGAGGAAGUGUCGAAAGCAGAGCUGGGGAAGCGAGCCCCUCGCUGGAUCCGCGACAAUGAAGUGACGAUGUGCAUGAUGUGCAAAGAGCCUUUCAACGCUCUGACACGGCGGAGACACCACUGCAGAGCCUGCGGCUAUGUGGUGUGCUGGAAGUGUUCAGACAACAAAGUUCCGCUGGAAUACGAUGGCAACAAGAUGAACAAAGUCUGCAGAGACUGCUUCUCCAUCCUGACUGGAGAGAGGGUAGCCGAGGGCAAGAAGAAGGGCAUCCUGGAGAUCGAGGCAGCUCAGUUCUCAGGCAGCAGCAUCAUGUGCGGCUUCCUGCAGUACUGUGAGAAGAACAAACCCUGGCAGAAGGUGUGGUGCGUCAUCCCUGAAAAGGAAUGUCUGGUGCUUUACCUCUACGGAGCUCCGCAGGAUGUGAAGGCCCAGUGUACAAUCCCCCUCCUGGGGUAUUCUGUGGAUGAUACUGUCCGGCCCACGGAGCCCCCGGCCAGCUUCCGUCUCUCCCAGUCUAAGUCCGUCCACAACUUCGCAGCUGAAAGCGAGGAGCUCAAGCAGCGCUGGCUGAAAGUCAUCCGAGUGGCUGUGACAGGAGAGAUGCCAGAGUGCCCUCAGACCAACGGCGGCAACGCAAACAUGAUGGACAACAACAACACGCAAGAGGCGGCCACCGAUAGCACAUAAGGCGGCAUUUCCUGCAAGCAAAAACUGCUGUCGGACUUUUCUACAAGCAAACUGCUGUUGUGUUGCUCAAGAAAGACAGGGUGUGCAGAUGUGUGCUGCACAAACAAAAUACAAAUGCACACUUCUCCAUGAUGUCCUUGAAUCUGAAUCGUUAAAGUGGAAAAAUCAGUGCUGGAUAAGCUGCCUUUUCUUGUCACACUCCUGUUCCCACGAUUCAUACUGGAUUUUCUCAUAAACCCAACUUGAUUCACUGCUAGAGCUGUGCUGGAUUACUAAAGGACAUCUCUGGUACAAUCAACACUAGAGUAGAGGGGCCUCAGGACUGAUCGACUUCCCUCAAACAGGCACUAUUGCAGACAGCUCAAACUCAGUCUUCAUGGACUGUCAACUCCUCUUGAGCCAGUGGACUACGACAGGACUUACACAGCACUCUGUACAGGAUGUGAAUCAAAGGAAAAGGACAGUACAAACUAUGUCUGCUGGUGCUGUAACACAGCUCUAUGUACAUGUACAGUUUAAAUGUUUUUUUGUUUGUUUGUUUUCUUCGUUUCAAAAAGGAACAGUUAUGUUUUUAAUGUACUGAAUUUAGUCCUGAACUUUAUUUCUAUAACACAGAAGACCAUCUAAGUAUGAUACAAACUAUUCACAGUAUUCCCCACUUUUUCUUUGCUUGAGUAGAUGGUUCCAAAACUGGGAAAAUGAUUUUGCAGUUGGAAUAAUGAUGGUCUCAUCUCUCGCUCUCAUCCAUCAGUGAAAAUGAAUCAGCAGUCUAAUCAAACUCCGGAUGCACGUUGGCCGAUGUGUCUGUCUGCUCUGCAGCUGGUUGCACCUAUCCUGUAGUGGGCCACAUUUUUUUUUAUGAAUCUGAAUAUCGAACCGGUUUUUGAUAUAUACAGACAGCUCACCACAGAAUAGAGACUACUGAGCCUAAAAAUACCAGCUUCAUAAUGGCUCAUAGAGGUGGGUGAUAAGGAUAAAAUGCUAUAUAAAAUAACCAAAUGUGAAUGUCUAUUUUAGGCUCCUCUAGUUAACGAAUACCUGACAAAUCAAUGUGCUUCAUUGCAUCGAUACAACAUUUAUCCUGUAAAUCCAAUACUUCAAAUCAGUCCUGCUCAUUGACAACGGCAACCAGAGGUUAAUAAAACAGGUAUAUAUUAGGGGCACUCCAGUGAUUUGUCAAGCCCACAAAGUUGGGAAAAUUGAGGAAGACAGAUUUUAAAAAGUAGUAAAAUUUAAAGUUGCAGAGGACCAAAUCCCUAGAACAGUCAAGCUUGAAAAAUGCUGAAUCCUACAGUUCCCAUAAUGCAACUCAGCAGCACCUUUAAAUUAGACUUUGCUAAAUAUCCCUUCUUUGGCCAGUUUCUAUCACAGACUUUCUGUCAAAUAUUGACACUUGACUUAGAGAGCACAGCUUGAGCUGUGCUCUGUAAGUCAAGUGGACUCCAUGUGUAAAAUCUGUGGAGCACCCCUUUAAAGGUAUUGUUGCCUUAGUAGAAACAAUGUAGCAAACUGACAAACCCCUGUGGUCUUACAAUAAGUUGUAUCACACAUCACCCAACCCUGUGGCCUGCACAGUGCAGUUUGUAUUAAAAUGCCACAUUACAAUCAUGUACUCUAAUCCAAUGUAGUAAAUGAUGGAUGAUAGUCCUUAAUGUGCAUAACUGAGGAUGAAUAACAAAUGGUAGUUCAACUACAUAACAGUCAUGGACCUCAAUUCAUGUAGAGAGAGGUGAACAGGGAUCCUCAUUAUCUUUGUGUGGCAGUUUUCGAUUUAGAUGCAAAUGCAAAUGCAGCACAAUCACAGAUAUAGCAAGCUGGUGCAACAUGUGUAUAUGUGUUUUUAAUUCUGUAAUUAUAAUUUAAAAAUUAUUUAUAGAGUAUGAUGAGCAUGAUCUGUUUAAAGUAGCACAGAUUUGUUCCCUUACUGUCUACUAAGAAGUGCAGUAGGUAGAUCUUAUUUUUUCUGCGAGCAGAUGUUUUUCCACUAACCAUUCAUAGUGCUGGAUGGACUGUGGGUGGGUAGAGGGGGUGUGUGCCUAUAUUCUCCACAGUGAGCGUCUUCAUUCACAUGGUCCCGUUCCCUCUGUACUCGAUGCUGGUGCUCACCCGAGUCUCACUCCUCUGAACUCUUUCCCCUCCUUCAGUAUUCAAAUAAAAAAAAAAACAUCAAGAGCACAAAACUUCCUCGUCUGUAAGAUCUGAAUGUAUAUCCAGAUUUUUAUGUGUCCUCUUAUCCCCUCCCCAAAGGUUUGAGAAUCUACGCACUUUACACUCCUAUAAAGUGUACCUUCAAAGAUUAAAUAUGCUUUAUGUGCAUCUA
Molecule: messenger RNA, 5404 nt
Organism: Lates calcarifer (barramundi perch)
Lineage: Eukaryota; Metazoa; Chordata; Actinopteri; Centropomidae
Gene: fgd4a
Product: FYVE, RhoGEF and PH domain containing 4a
Exons: 18
Coding region: 463-3084 (873 amino acids)
Biological process (GO): filopodium assembly; cytoskeleton organization
Cellular component (GO): cytoplasm
Molecular function (GO): guanyl-nucleotide exchange factor activity; metal ion binding
Source: RefSeq, a predicted model, not a curated record